Molecule: messenger RNA, 6327 nt
Organism: Erpetoichthys calabaricus (reedfish)
Lineage: Eukaryota; Metazoa; Chordata; Cladistia; Polypteriformes; Polypteridae
Gene: prss35
Product: serine protease 35
Exons: 2
Coding region: 381-1529 (382 amino acids)
Biological process (GO): proteolysis
Molecular function (GO): serine-type endopeptidase activity
Source: RefSeq, a predicted model, not a curated record
CCCGCGCACGCUGGCCAGCCUGUGAUUCUGUUUACAAACUUUGCUAAAGCCCAUCUGCUCUGUUCGGCCCCUCCCAGCGGCAAACCCCCGAAUUCUCUCUACAAGGAAACUUGAGGCUUUUUUUUUCCUCCUCCCGACCUUUUCAGAAGCAUCAAGUGCAGUCCUCUCAGAGGCAGGCGCGCUCAUUGCUGCUGCUUCCUUCUCAUUCAGUCCCGGUUCGGGUAAAAAAUUGAAGGCUGGCUGCUCAUUUGGUUACUUCUUCAAGAAAAGUAAAACUGUGGCUGAAGGACAAAAAUUAAUAAAAACUAAUUCAAACAGCUUUUAAAGGAUUCUAUAGUGUCAGCCUAUCGAAUGCUAGCAGAGCUAGGAGCAGCUUCACAAUGGGCCCAAUACCACUGUUACUUCUACUUUUCCUUACUGUUCUUAGCCCCUUUUCAAGGAUUAAAGCUGAGGAGGAUUUUACCUGGGAAAUAAAGAAAGUACCAUUGGUCAUAAAUAAGAAAACUGUUACCCUAAGCAGCCCAGAUUUCAAAGCUGAAGCCAAGCGUGAGUUAAAUGGGACCUGUGGGAUCGAGUGCCAAAGCAGGCUACCUCUGCCAAGUGUCAGUGACCUUCAGGAUUUCCUUUCCUACGAAACCGUCUACGAGAAUGGCACUCGCACCUCCACAGAAGUGUACUUCAGGAACUUUGACAUGCAGGCAGAACACGAAGUCAUCAAGGACUCUCAUUCACGAAGGAAGCGGCACGUUUAUGGUAUGGAUAGCCGCUUCAGCAUCUCAGACAAGCAGUUUGUGACUAACUAUCCUUUUUCCACUUCUGUCAAAGUUUCUACUGGUUGUACAGGUAUCCUGGUAUCACCAAAACAUGUUCUAACAGCGGCGCAUUGUAUCCAUGAUGGAAAGGAUUACAUUAAAGGAGCCAAGAAACUUAGAGUAGGGAUUCUGAAACUGCGUUCCAAAGGAGGUGGCAAAAGGCGCAAAGGCUCAAAACGGGGAAAGAGGGAAGCAAAGCCUGCCGAAAUCAAGCCUUCUUUCCAGUGGACAAGAGUAAAACGCACCCAGGUACCAAAGGGAUGGUUUAAAGGAGUGACAGAUGAUGUUGCGGUGGAUUACGACUACGCAAUUUUGGAACUUAAGCGGCCGCAAAAGAAGAAGUUCAUGGACCUUGGCAUUAGCCCUACGGUGAAGAAGAUGCCUGGAAGCCGGAUUCACUUUUCUGGAUUUGACGACGACAGGCCAGGACAAUUGGUAUAUAGAUUCUGCUCUGUCUCUGAUGAAUCCAAUGAUUUGUUGUACCAGUACUGUGAUGCCCAGCCUGGAUCCAGUGGCUCAGGCGUCUAUAUACGCCUAAAGGACCCUGAAAGCAAGAAAUGGAGACGAAAGAUUAUUGGGAUUUUCUCUGGCCACCAAUGGGUAGACGUCAAUGGCCAGCAGCAGGAUUAUAAUGUCGCUGUCAGAAUAACCCCUCUAAAAUAUGCACAGAUCUGCUUCUGGAUACAUGGGAACUAUGCAGGUUGCCGUGAUGGUUGAUUACGUAAUGGGACGAGCACCUAUGUUACAUUCAGACUUUUAAUUACUGUAUUUUUUACUGAGAUGAUUGGGUUCUUCUACACCACAACACUCUAUGCACAUACAAUGGUAGUAAAAGGGAAUUAUACUGUAGUGAAAACAGGGUCGCUUAGUAUUAACUUCCGAGGUGUUCAACUCUUGUGAACAGAACUGUCCCUUUAUCUGAGAAAAUUUUGGCAGGCGCUAAUGGAGUAAAAUUUUUAUUGUUUGCUUUAUUUAAUAAAUUAUAACAGCACAGAUACUUUUUAAGAAUUGAAAUGUGCUACAACUCUUUAACAUAUCAUUGACUGCUGGGUGCUUUUAUGUACUCCGUAGUUGUUUUCCAAAGCUCCGACACCAAAAAACUGGUCUUUUUGUAUAGUUGUGAAUUGAUUUUCAGAAACAAUCGAUGUACCUUUCACACAAGUUUAGGAACAUCACUCUAAGCUUCUAACUUGUGGAUUAAGCCUUCACCCGUGACUCACUUUUGCUUUGGCGUAGUGUUUUCUUUUAAAUAUAUGGCCUUUCUCCUCUUGGAGGACCAAGUAAAUAAAAAAACACACUAACUGAAAGAGCAGGGUUUAAACAAAAGGUAGGAGCUGAAUGUGUUUCUUGAGUCUUUUAAAUAUAGGACUUUGUAGAAAUGCUGGAACAGUAGGCAAAACAAUUCAAAUUAUCCUCUCUGGUAAAAGAGUUUUUUUAAUCCUGCAUUGUUAAAUUGGUUGGCAAAACAAAAACUCAAACACUCACUAUAUCCAAAACCCAUAAUAAACAAUCUAUCAGCAAAUAAAAUUGUAUUUUGCAUGUACUGUAAUUUUUUCAUUUGUGACUAAAGAUGAUGCAUCAAUACCUUGAAUUCAACAAUUUAAUGCUCGAUUUUGAUACCUGCCUUGAAUCAACAAAUCAUCGGGGUUGGGCCUUGGCAACCAGAAAUGCUGUAUCAAGGGGGUGCGACUGUUCACUACUUCAAUAUUUUAUUUGUGCAUUUCUACAGUUUGGCCAAAACAUUGAGAAUAUCAAAUGUAUAGCCUCUUCCUCACCACCAUACCCUUUCAAUAAUGUCAAUUUUUAAUAUACCCAGAACGCGGCUGCUAGUGUUCUCACGCUCACCAGCCAAACUGAACAUAUCUCUCCAGUUCUUUGGCUUCAUGUAUCAAAUCUAAACUAACACUCAUUAGCCUUGACAUUUUACAUGGUCUACUUCCUUCAUGUCUUGUAUCGGUAUAAUCCUGCAUGUGAACUUAAUGGACUGCUUAUGGUCCCACACACCAAGCAUUCUUCCUGGGGUAAAAGAUCAUUCUGUGUCACGGCCCCCUGCUUCUGGAGCUCAUUAACUCAACAUUUGUGUCUUCACUUUCCUCUUUUAGGACUAAUUUGAACACUUUUCUGUUCAACCAAUAUCUUUCUUCAAUCUUAGAUUUUUAACACUUGUACUGGAAGACUAUUGUGUUGUGUUUUGUUAUUGUUUUUUUUUUUUGUUUCUGAUUUCUUAUAGUUUUAACAAUUGUGUAAAGCGUCCUAGGGUUUGAUAAAAGCACUAUAUAAAUAAAAACUAUUAUUUUUAUUUAUCAUUGUUGUCAACUCUCUUGGAUGCUUUAAAUGAGACAUUAAGAAAGUCUUUUUACUUUAAAUAAUAUAAAAUAUAAGUAAAAAUAAAUGUUAUUCACUUGUAAAACAUAUUGGUAGGCUAACACAAGAAGAUGCUCUCUUCCAGUGCUCGCUUAUCAGGACUAAACCUUCGUUGUGUGAAAAUAAAGAGAACAUGUCCGAGAAAUGGCAAGAGAUAGCCAACGACUGAGAGGCAAUUCUGGGAAAAGGAACAGGCAAAACAGGCUGAACACAAAAUAGGAAAAAAGCAAAAAGGCAAGGCAAACAUUGUCAUGGAAAAUCAAUUUUAAAAAUGCAAAGUAUUCAGAGACAACAGACAAAAAAAUAGAGAAACAGGGAACUACAAUGUUCAGUAAAAGACAGUAGUAAAUAAUAAUUAGAGCGGAAAAUUAUACAAUGAUAGCACUUGCUAUGGAACAGUAAAUGGGAAGUGUGGCUAACAGCAUGUGCGUUCAUAUAAAUAUAAAAUAAUUAAUGCUUAUUUCCUAACUUUUAAAUAAGUCACAUUUGAAACUGAUAAACGUUGUCCAUGCAGCCUUAAUAAACACACAUAGUAUUGUUCUAUAUGCAGAUUGCAGUCAAAUUCUUACAAAUGCUAAUAUACAAACAACAUGCCAACCUUCUCACCAUGAUUAGUGUGUAAUAAUAAUAAUAAUAAUGCAUGUUAUUUAUAUGGAGCCUUUCCCAUUCACAAAGCGCUUCACAACAGGUACAAAAUGGAUUAACAGCACAAAAAAAGAUCAUACUGGAAACACUGGAUGCAAAAUAAUGUCACAUUAAAUGCCAAAUAAUAGAUUAAUAAAUUAAAAAUAAAAUUCUGAAUUAAAAAUAAGAGACAAAACAAGCAGGAAUAAAAAAAUACAAAAACACAAAAUGCUAGAAGAAGACCAAGAGAAUUUGUGAAAGGUUACAUGUAGGAUUAUCAACAUAGACGCAAAAUUGCUCACAAGAAUGACUGCCUGGUUCAAUUGCCUUACUUUGAAAGAUAUGCCAGUUGCAGAGCUACCUACUGUAAAACAUAACUGUACUAACUGAUAGACAAUUAACAUUUGAAUCAGGUUUCAUUUGUUAAAAUACAUCUACUGUAUGUUUAUCACAUCUUCUUAAAAUACUGUUCCUAAACAUGGAGAGUUUCAGCCUCAGAAUCUGAAGUCCAGUAACUGUGUGCCUGGCUAUAAUGUCAUUUGAUUUAGUGACAAGUUUCAUGUAAUAAGAAGUUAUUAUUUAAAAAUAUUGAUUUAUUUAAGAAUUUCACUUAAUGUUUACAAUUUGAAUGAUGUUAGUUGUUAUUAAUGAUGCCAGGCCAGCCAUCAUGAGGGCCACAUGUAUAAAUGUGCCAGUUUCUAAACUGUGGUGCUCAAAUAUGGCCAUUCCUACUGGUGAAAGUUUUAAAACCUCUCUUAAUAACUGCUGUACAAGUUAGUGAAAUGUUAUUUAGAAGUUGGAUUACUUUUUCUUUUUUUCCAAUUAGCUUAUUUUCAGAAAUAUUUGGUUGCAAAUUAGAACCAGCAAUAGAUUUUAGGCACAGGAGUUAGAAAAAGUAGAUUACUCAAAAUGAUACUUUUAUAUUUUCCAUUGCGAAAUGACUCUAAUGGACAUAUUACAUCACACACCCUCUUUUUUGGUAAAAAGAACAAAUAAUACACUGGUUGUAUCUUUGAAUGACUAAAUUUCUGAUCAUCAGCAUUAGCACACUUUCAUUCCAGCACCAAGAAUGUAUCAAAAGUAAGUCUCAAAUUGAUGAAAUCUCUGUGAAAACUGAGCAUAUCAUAAAUCAAUAUAUCACCUGAAAAUGGUUACAUUCUAACAUUCAACACUCCUUUUAUCUGCCUUUAUUAAUACGGGGAAGGCUGAAAAAGAUUCAUAUGGAUUGUAACAUUCCAGUUUAUAAAGCCUCAUAAUCUAAUCAGUGAUUAGUAAAGUAAAUGAACCAUGUUUAUGUCAUGUAAAUUUCCAACUCUCUUAAACAAGACCAAGGUCACAUUAUGGGUGAGGUUUGGGGUGCGGUUUCUGGUGUCAAUUCUAGCCAGCAUAGGGUGGAAGGCAGGAACAAACCCUGGACAGGAAACUUGUGCAUCAAUGGAUGAACACACAAAGACAGUAGGGCCAAUUCACUUAACAUGUAUGUCUUUGGACAGUGGGGGGAAACCAGAAUACCCAGAGGAAACCCAUGCAGACAUGAGGAGAACAUGCAAACUCCAUGUAGGGAGGAACCGGGAUGGAAACCCUGGUCUCCUUACUGUGAGGAUGCAGUGCUACCACUGUGCCACCCUGCUACCUAAAUCAAUUUUAGAGCUGAUAUAAUUAUUUGAUGUAAAUACCAGGCCCAUGUAAACCAACCUUUGAUCUAUCUAUCUAUCUAUCUAUCUAUCUAUCUAUCUAUCUAUCUAUCUAUCUAUCUAUCUAUCUAUCUAUCUAUCUAUCUAUCUAUCUAUCUCCAUUCCCAUUCUCUCUUUCUUGUAUGUAUAAACGCACAAAUGUCUGUCAAAUCUCAUGAAAGCAACAUUUCUGUUCAUUCUGCCAAUUUCACCAUUUUGGUAUUAUUUAAUAAUUUCAGUGUUCUUUUGCACCCUGCCUGUCUAUACAGCAUUCUAAGCCAUAAUAAGUUUGAUUUUAAUUGAAUUGAACUGAGAAUACCACAAUUCGCUAAACACAACUUGAAAUUGUUGAAUUCAAGACAAGGUAAAAGUGGAUACCUUCUUUUACAGCAACCCAUUUAUGGAGCUUUCUAGCUAUUCUGAGAUCAUGGUGCUUUUUAACAAAAAUCAAUGCACAUUUCAAUUAUGGUGCUUUAUGUUUUUUGAAGAUUUUUGGAUGGCAUGCUUUGAGAUUUAUUUAAAUUUUGAUGUGUAAAAAUAAAAAAAAGUCUAAAUAUAGUACAAUAAUAAUGUUGUCUUAAGAUAAUUACAAUAUUUAAUGCAUAGAAAAACUGCUACGUUGGGUCAGUCAGACUGCUCUAAGCGCAUAUGUUUGAAGAAGUUCAGACGGCUCCACAUCUAAUGCUAGACUGCUAUGCCUGUAAGUCCAUUGUGUGACCUUCCUAUGUGGAAAGUUUUACUAUCUUUAAAAAUAUGUAUAUUGUUAUUGUAAUGUAAAAAAAGCUGAAGUAUCUUUCUGCGGUAUUGUAAAUGGUUUUUUUUAAUACAAUACAUUUGGACAUUUUUAUUUUAAA